UAACGUACGCAGCGUAGUAGUGGGACCGACGACGCUCCUCGUCGGUAUAUAUAUAUAUAUUUUCUAAUAUCGUUCUGCACACGAUCCACCACGCCGGCUCGGUGUCGCACAUUCGUUCUUCGUCUCUCGUCUGCAGCAGUUGCCCGCCCACCUCUACCUGCCUUCGAAUACCGCGGUGGAAUAGUACCCGAGUACACGCGUACACUAUUUAAAUAAUUAUAUACGUUUUCGCAGUCGUCGUCGUUCGAUUUUAUUUCACUUUCCCGGGCCCGCCACCAUGGAAGCUUUCAUGAACAAAAAAUACAAGUUGAGCUCCAGCGAAAAGUUCGACGAGUACAUGAAAGCUUUGGGUGUUGGAAUGAUGACCCGCAAAUUGGGUAAUACCGUAUCUCCGGUGGUGGAGCUGACCAAAAGCGAUGACGGCAAAUUUGUGUUGUCGUCGAACUCGACGUUCAAAAACUCGUCGAUUGCGUUCAAACUCAAUGAAGAAUUCGACGAAGAGACACCCGACGGCCGCAAAGUGAAGUCAACCAUCAUCCAGGACGGAAACAAGCUGGUGCACACCCAAAAAUGCGACAAACACAACGACACCACGAUCGUUAGAGAAUUCGAGCCCGAACAAUUGAAAAUGGUCCUGACUGUCGAUGACAUCACUUGCACCAGGAUCUACAAACCAGUCCAAUAAAUAUAAUUUAUUACAAUAUGUAUAUUAUUGUUUAUUCUACUAUUUAAUUACUAUAUAAUUCAGAUCUUUUGCAACUUAUCCGAAAUUUGGCCUACUUUAUAUUUAUUAUAAUGUGAACAUGUGAUUAAUGAUAUAAUUACACGAACUAUAUUUAUUUAAUUUUAA
Molecule: messenger RNA, 850 nt
Organism: Myzus persicae (green peach aphid)
Lineage: Eukaryota; Metazoa; Arthropoda; Insecta; Hemiptera; Aphididae
Product: fatty acid-binding protein, muscle-like
Exons: 3
Coding region: 278-685 (135 amino acids)
Biological process (GO): fatty acid transport
Cellular component (GO): nucleus; cytosol
Molecular function (GO): fatty acid binding
Source: RefSeq, a predicted model, not a curated record